GCUGCUGCAUCGACAAGAUCGAGCGCUCGCGAUGCCGACUUGGAACCGCUGGAAAGAAGUAUCCGAAGGUCCUGAAGGCAUGCAUUCAUCGUGAAGUGCUACCCAUACUGCACUGCAUUAACCACGCUGUACUUCAAUUUUUAAAAUGAUCUCGGCAUUGCCGCAAUGAUAGCUACCGGUGGCUAUUGCUGGGGCUUGAUCGCAACUGGAAAUACAUUGCAUGAACAGACAGCGUCCUGUUUGGUAGCUGACGCUUGAAGAAAACCUUUCCCCCAAAGGCCAGCAUCAUCACAGAAGAGACAUAGAAAAUUAGAGUGGCUUGAUCAGCCACCGAACUUCAUCGAGCCGUUCACAACAAUAACCAACUCUCUCCCUGGCCGGGUCCCCUCUUCACCAUACAGUAGUUCCCUCUAAGCCAUAGCAACCACUCCCUUUAACCCAACCGAAGAGGAGAGACACGAGGGAGGCCCAAAUCCACUACAAAGAAAGAGCCCACCAUCCAGAUCAUGUCGUACAAUGGAAUUGGUUUGUCUUCUGUUCGCGGUACGGCUACGUCUGGUCAUGUCCAAGCAAAUCGGGGCCAUGUGAAGGCAGCUCGUCGCCGCUGGCAGAUGGAGCGAAAUUCCUCAUCAUCCCAGCAAGUGUACAACCCGGUUUCGGCAUCGGCAAGAGAACGCGGGAAUCAAGAGAUCCAAGAGCAUGAAAGGAAAAAAGCUAUUGAAAACCAAUUGCUGUUGCUGCGUGAUGAUCUAGAACAAAAUGGGUUUUCAGAGGCGGAAAUUGAAUCCAAAGUGAAUGCUGAGAGAGAACGACAGCUCCUCAAAUACAAGCAACAAGAGGAACAAAAGAAAUCUCAGCAGCAGCAACGCCAACACAGCGCUUACCCACAAUCAUCAGGUGGUGGAGGUGGUUAUUACGCAAGGCAAUCACAGUCGAGAUGGGACAACCGCAACGACCAAGCAAGAGGUCGAGGACACCAGAGCUACAGUUCCAGACCUGCAGUUCCCAAAAACAAGCAUUUGGAAGCUGCCAUGAAAGAAGAGGACAAUGAGCGCGUUCGCAGAGCCUUUCAGAUUUCCAAAGAUCAACAUGUGGAGGGCCAGGCAUUUGACCGAGAAUUCCAGGAACAAAAACGGAAGGCAAAGUUGGCAGAAAAGGAGGCUCAACAGAAAAUGGUGGAAAAGGCAGCGCGAAAACAUGAGCGAGCAGCAAAACGCGCUGCCAAACAAGCUGAGAAGGAAAAGAAAAAGAGCCGUGGGCGUUCCAAGACUCGGAAAAAAAGAAGGGAUUCUUCCAGUAGCAGCAGUUCCUCCUCAUUUUCGUCCCAUUCCAGCUCUUCGUAUUCCUCAUCUUCAAGAAGCAGCAGCUCCUCGCUUUCCAGGUAUGACAAGCGGGAUGACAAGAAGCGAAAUCGUGGUAGACGCAGACGUUCUCCCAGUAGCAGUAGCAGCGGCUCUUCUGGAAGUCGCAGCAGGAGUCGAUCGAUGUCGUCAUCAAGCUCCAGAAGCAGUGGUCGCAGAAAGCAAAGAGAUUCCAAAAAGACGAAAGAUGCGGAGGGCAAGAGGGACAAAAGGCAACAAGAGGAUGACAGAAAGGACAAUGAAAGAAAUGACAGCAAAGAUCAGAAAUCAAGGCGUAACUCUGAUCGCGAAAGAGAGGGAAAAGAAGCAAAGCGGAGCCCAAACGACACCAAGGAAAGUGACAUCAAGGAUUUGGACAAGAAGACAGAAACGAAACAGAGAUCAGGAUCCUCUGAACCACGGAAGAGGGGGCGCCGCCGGUCAAGGAGCCCUUCGUCGUCCUCUCGCAGUAGUAAGAGCAGCAGAUCCAGAUCAUCAGGCUCUUCUCGAAAACCAUCACCAAAAAGGAGAAAGAGACGCAGACGAUCGUCCUCACGAUCGUCUUCCCCGCCGUCACAGAUCACUACUACAACCAAAACUAAGAUUUCCGGGGAAUCCCAGCAGGAUGAGCCAAAGCAGAGGGUGUUAGAUGCCGCUAUUGAUCGCUCUGGAAAGGACAGGAAGAAAGACGACAAACCUGUGUCGGAUCGUGACAACAAGGACAAGACUAGCCGUGGCGUAGAAGGCAAACAAAAGCGUCGUCGAAGCUCUCAAUCGUCCAUCGAGAAGGGCGACGCAGGAAAAGAUGCAAGCGCAAACAAGAAGAGGAGCAAGGGUCGCAGGAGCCCCUCUAGUUCGUCGUCGUCUGGGAGCUCCAGAUCUGCCUCGUCUCGGUCCCAAGGAUCACGAGACAAGAAAGGCAAGCGUCCUCGAUCCAAAUCUCAACACAGUGGCUCCUCCUCCAGUGGGGGAUCACGAUAAGGUCAAAGUACGAGGUUGCACCACUGUAUUAGUUUAAUCCUUAGCGACGAGAUGUCAUCCAAAGAAAUCACAGCAAGCAUGGAGGAUUGCUAUUUUAAGUAAAACUAUAUUACAUGCAAUAGAUUGAUUCUCAAAUACGGAUCUGGUAGUUGCCAGCCUUGGUAAUGUAUCGAACC
This is a messenger RNA of Seminavis robusta, 2497 nucleotides long. NCBI's taxonomy places the organism in Eukaryota, Bacillariophyta, Bacillariophyceae, Naviculales, Naviculaceae. The record is from the annotation of a GenBank genome assembly.